AUGGCCGAUUCUGCGAAUGCUCCGAAACCGAGCAGCAGCGUCAAGCUGGUUCUUCUCGGCGAGGCUGCUGUUGGAAAGUCCUCGUUGGUCCUUCGAUUCGUCAACAACGACUUCCAGGAGAACAAGGAGCCCACUAUUGGAGCUGCGUUCUUGACACAAAAAUGUAAUCUUCCUUCUCGCACCAUCAAGUUCGAAAUCUGGGAUACCGCCGGCCAGGAGCGCUUCGCUUCUCUGGCGCCCAUGUACUAUCGAAAUGCCCAAGCCGCCCUUGUCGUCUACGAUCUUACCAAGCCUACAUCUCUCAUCAAAGCCAAGCACUGGGUUGCCGAGCUGCAACGGCAAGCAUCGCCCGGGAUUGUCAUCGCUCUUGUCGGAAACAAGCUAGAUCUGGCUAGCGACUCUGCGACUGGAAAUGAAGCUGCUGAAGAUGGUGAGGAGUCAGGCGACGCCCGCAAGGUCUCAACAGAAGAGGCCAAGGCAUACGCUGAGGAGGAAAGCCUGUUGUUCUUCGAGACUAGCGCAAAGACUGGUCACAACGUUACGGAAGUGUUUACCGCCAUUGCCAAUGCCAUCCCCGAAACGUCCUUGAAGUCAGCCAGAGGCCCCGGCGCCGCCGGUACUGCCAAUCGAGCCGGCGAAGAGCAGAGAGUCAACUUGGGUGGUCCCAGGGAUGCUGGUGCAAAGGAUGGAUGCGCUUGUUAG
Messenger RNA from Metarhizium brunneum ARSEF 3297, 702 nucleotides. It is a transcript of the gene VPS21, whose product is annotated as Vacuolar protein sorting-associated protein 21. Gene Ontology annotation, molecular function: GTPase activity; GTP binding. Lineage: Eukaryota; Fungi; Ascomycota; Sordariomycetes; Hypocreales; Clavicipitaceae. The record is from RefSeq and is a predicted model, not a curated record. Gene Ontology annotation, biological process: vesicle-mediated transport.